UUUACUGAUUUUAUCAUCAUCAUCAUCAUCAUUCACUGUCUACCAACUCUUUUUUUAAUGGUUAAUACAAAUCCACUGAUUGACAAUCAAUCAGUUGAUUGUUGGUGUUUUUUUUUGGUUAAAUCACAUUUGUUUCUGUCCAUCUAAAAUUAUCCUGAUUGUGUUUUCUAAUUGAGUGAUAACAAUUUGACUAUUUAACAUUUCAUUCAUAUCGUAAGCAUCAUAAUCAUCAUGGUUUUAUCACCUAAGGAUACUGUCAGUUUGAUUGGAUUAUCAUCUCUAUCUAAUCCAAUAAAAGAGUCUAGGUCACUCUGUAAGGUUAAUAAUGGUGUUAAUCCAGUAAAUGAAAAUGUCUUUGUUUGUGGUUCACCAAAAUGCUCUUAUGAUUUAGUUGGAAAUCCUCCCUGGUGGAAUCGUCGGACUCGUAUGGAAAGGGGCUUAUGCACUGUCGCAAUUGUCUCGCUAGUCAUGUGUCUCUUUUUAUCUAUCGCAUUGGCUUUUGUCGCCUAUCAAUAUAACGUUAACUUAGUUCAUGGCCUUGGUAAUAGUGCAACCGCGGAUAAAUUAAUCGGAGCUGAAGAUAAUCAUCACGUUUUUAAUUCAAUUGAAGAAUCACAAUCACAACAAACUGUUUGCUUAACGAAAGGUUGUGUUGCUGCAGCCGCUGAUAUAAUUAGAAAUGUUGAUAACAAUAUUAAUCCUUGUGAUGAUUUUUACAAAUUUGCUUGUGGUGGUUGGCUUGAACGUCACACCAUCUCCGAGGACAGAACUUCCGUUUCCGUUUUCUCAGCAAUUCAGGAUGAUUUGAACAAUAAACUACGAGUUCUGGUUGAAAGUGAAGCUGAACCAAACGAGGCUCGUUUCUACACCAUGUUACGAAGCAUGUACAAGUCAUGUAUGAAUUUAACUGAAAUUGAACGAGUCGGUAAUGAACCUGUUCUUGAAACUUUGAAAUCUCUUGGUGGUUGGCCGGUUCUAGAACAAGGAAACUGGAACUCAUCAUCUUUUAAUUGGCUCGAUACUCUGAUUAAGUUCAGAAAAUCAGGUUUCAGUCAUGAUAUUUUAAUGGAUCUUUCAGUCAACACUGAUUAUCGUAAUAAUACUCGACAUGUCAUCGAUUUGGAUCAAGCUACUCUUGGAAUGCCCGAUCGUAGUUAUCUCCUUCGUGGUCUCAACGAUUCCGCUGUCCAAGGUUAUUAUAAAUUAAUGGUUGAAUCGGCUGUCAUGUUGGGUGCUGAUCGACAAAAGGCCGAAAAGGACAUGCUCGAAGCUCUUGCAUUCGAGACGAUUUUAGCAAACUUUUCAAUUCCUCGAGAGGAUCGACGAAACAUCAGUUUACUAUAUAAUUUAAUGACAGUCACAGAAAUUGAAUCAAUAUCUCCAAAUAUAAAUUGGUCUCGAUUCUUUAAUCACCUUCUCAAUGAUCCAAUCCCUCCAAAUGAACUUGUAUUGGUUAACGUUCCAACAUUUCUCAGAAAAUUGGACAAACUACUAAUCGAAACUGAUGGAAGAAUCAUUGCUAACUACAUGAUGUGGAGGAUUGUACUUCAAUGUUAUACCACUUUGGGUAAACGAUGGAGGGAAUUGGCUCAAGAAUAUAACAAAGUAAUCACUGGACAAGAUCGUGAAGAGCCUCGGUGGGAACAGUGUAUGUCAUCCUUGACAGGAUCUCUUGGAGUUGCUUUAUCAUCAUUAUAUGUUAAAAAUCAUUUCAAGGAAGGCAGUAAAUACAUGGCUCUGGAAAUGGUUAAUUAUAUUCACAAAGAGUUCCUUACAAUUCUUGAUGAAGUUGAUUGGAUGGAUGAAAAUACAACUCAAAGAGCUCGGGAUAAGGCAAAUGCUAUUGUUUCGUAUAUUGGUUAUCCUGAUGAGCUUUUAAACAACAGUAAAGUUGGCGAUUUGUAUACAAAUCUCACAUUAACGCAACAAAGUUACUUCACAAAUGUUCAAAAUCUUCGUAAAUGGUCAACCGAUUUCGCUUUCAAUAAACUUCGUAAGCCAAAUCUUAAAGGAGAGUGGACCAAACAUGCUCGAGCGGCAGUGGUCAAUGCUUAUUAUAAUGCUCUUGAAAAUAGUAUUGAAUUCCCUGCAGGGAUACUUCAAGGUUCAUUUUUCAGUAAAGAUCGACCCAACUACCUCAAUUUUGGUGCCAUUGGAUUCGUUAUUGGUCAUGAAAUUACUCACGGUUUCGAUGAUCGUGGACGACAGUUCGAUAAAGACGGAAACAACAAGAACUGGUGGGACCAUGUUACCGAUCAAAAGUUCAAAACUCGAACUCAAUGUAUUAUCGAUCAAUAUGGUAACUAUACUCUUCCCGAAAAUGGAAUGAGAGUUAAUGGUAUUAACACUCAAGGUGAAAACAUCGCUGAUAAUGGAGGUCUUAAGGAAGCCUUUAGGGCUUACCAAAAAUGGGUUAUAGAUCAUGGUAAAGAACCAUCGUUACCUGGUUUAAAUUAUUCAACUGACCAAUUGUUCUGGAUUAGUGCUGCUAAUGUUUGGUGUGGUAAAUAUCGUCCAGAAGUCCUUCGUCUUCGAGUAUCAUUAGGAUCUCACAGUCCAUCAAGAUUCAGAGUAAUUGGACCCAUGUCAAAUAUUGAUGAAUUUUCAAAGAGCUUUAAUUGUCCGGCUGGAACAGCGAUGAAUCCUCAUAAGAAGUGUCAUGUUUGGUAAUCACGUUGGAAACUUGAUCAGUUAAUCAAUUGAAUUCCAAGUGAUAUAAUUAUAAAUAUAAGUGAAAGAGCAAAUUAUCUUUCGAUUAAUUAAUAAUUAAUCGGUUAAUUAUAUAAAUAGAUUCUAAUCAAUCUGUAAGGAUAAUAAUUUCCUUUUACAAAUUGAGAGAAAUUAAGGAUUUAAAUUAAUAUCGAUCAUGGUAAAUUGUGGAUAAUCAAUGUUCAAUCAAGAUCGUUAAUCCAUCAAAAUUUAAUCCAAUUUGUUAAUUUCUCAACAUAAUCAACAUUUCCGCUUUUCUCAUCAACAAAUUCAUGAUUCAAAUUAUCAUCAUCAUUGAUCAUCGAUCAUCAAUUUCUUCAUCAUCUCAAUAUCAACAACAAUUAAAUCAUCAAGCACAAUGAGAGACAAUUAAGACUAAAAUCAAAUUAGAGAGAAAUUUAAAUUAACUUUUUUUUUCUUCUUUAUAUAUGUAAACAAUUAACAAUUAACUGUGGAUCUUUUUUUUCAACAACAACAACAACAAUUUAAUAUUUUAAUCACUUGACACUUACCAUUAAUUAUCAUAAUUUAAAUCAAUGUAAAUUGAAAGAUGAUAAACUUUUGUGAUUAACCAGAAAAACAUUUCAAGACGAGAAACUGUCAAGUUAAUUGUAACAAUUAAGGGACAACAACAAUGGCCAUUGGAAACAAUCAGAUGUGUUUAAUCAAAUCAAUUAAUUUUAAUCACAAUCUAAUGUAUCAAUUCAAUGACGGAAGCAAAUACAAUACAUAUACAAUUCCUAUUAUGUUAAUUAAUUAAUUGUGAUGAUUUAGACAAAGAAAUCAUCAAAUUUUUUAAAUCAUUUCGAUCCUUGUAAACCUUAUCAUCUUCAUCUUCAUCAUCUUCAUCCUCAUCUCUUUCUCUCUCUCUCACCUUUCCUUGUCUUCCAAGUCUUUCUUAAUAUUAACACUGUUGUCGAUCUUGAAAUAUAAUUAUAAUUAAUUAUCAUUCGCCUUUUAA
Panonychus citri (citrus red mite) is the source of this 3670-nucleotide messenger RNA. RefSeq names its product neprilysin-2-like (gene Nep2). Gene Ontology annotation, biological process: protein processing. Gene Ontology annotation, molecular function: metalloendopeptidase activity. Bases 232 to 2670 code for a protein of 812 amino acids. The record is from RefSeq and is a predicted model, not a curated record. The transcript has 16 exons. Gene Ontology annotation, cellular component: plasma membrane. NCBI's taxonomy places the organism in Eukaryota, Metazoa, Arthropoda, Arachnida, Trombidiformes, Tetranychidae.